GUUACCAUGUGAUCGCUGCCCAGCUCGGCUUUUGGCUCCUCCCACACCGGUGACUGAUCACAUGAUCCUAUCGACGUCACCGAAGGUCCUGUCCUGCUCAUCUUCCUGGUUGCGGCGCUGUCACCGGUUCUGUAGACAUGGACCGCUUCUCGUGGUGCUCGGGGCUGCUGGAAAUAGACGAGACCCUGGUGAUCCAGCAGCGGGGAGUGCGCCUGUCAGACGGGGAGGACAAGAGCAAGUUUGAGUCGGGCACACUUCUCCUGACAACCCACAGGCUUAUGUGGCGAGACCAGAAGAAUCAUGAUUUCUGUAUUGGAAUUCCACUAUCUCAGAUUGUUUUCUCAGAAGAACAAGCGGGGGGAAUUGGGAAAAGUGCCAAAAUUGUUGUCCAUCUUUACUCUGCAUCUCCGAACAAGGAACCUGGACCAUACCAAACCAGCCGCUACUCAUAUGUCAAGUUGUCUUUUAGAGAACAUGGUCAAAUUGAGUUUAAUCGACGAUUGUCUGAGGAGCUGACACAGAAGAGGUGGGAGAGGGAAUCACCCGCUAUUCAGAUGAGAAAAGGUCCUCAGGCAGGGAGAAUAAAAGCUGUCGGGAUUGUAGGCAUCGAGAGGAAGCUGGAAGAAAAAAGAAAAGAGACUGACAAAAACAUUUCCGAGGCCUUUGAAGAUCUCAGCAAGCUUAUGGAAAAGGCCAAGGAAAUGGUGGAACUGUCCAAAUCGAUAGCUAACAAAAUCAAAGACAAACAGGGAAACAUCACCGAAGACGAGACAAUAAAGUUUAAGUCCUACCUACUGAGCAUGGGAAUUGCCAAUCCAGUGACACGGGAAACCCACGGAUCUGGCACACACUACCACAUGCAGCUCGCAAAACAGCUUGCCACAAUGUUACAGACCCCUCUGGAGGAACGAGGAGGCAUAAUGUCGCUUACCGAAGUAUACUGCUUAGUAAAUCGAGCCAGAGGCAUGGAGUUGCUUUCUCCAGAGGAUUUGGUCAAUGCCUGCAAAAUGCUUGAGCCCCUGAAACUUCCACUGCGGCUUCGUAUUUUUGAUAGUGGUGUUAUGGUAAUUGAGCUUCAAUCUUACAAUGAAGAGGAAAUGGUUGCUGCUGCUUUAGAAACGGUAUCUGAAAGGGGUUCACUGACUUCUGAAGAGUUUGCCAAGAUUGUUGGAAUGUCUGUUUUGUUGGCCAAAGAAAGAUUGCUUCUUGCUGAAAACAUGGGGCAUCUCUGCCGCGAUGAUUCGGUCGAGGGUCUGCGCUUCUAUCCAAACCUGUUCUUGACGCAGAGUUAAACAUUUGUAGGAGAUACGUGAACAGUGGUGGGGAAGAGAAGAAUAUGACACAGAUUUCAUCCAUCAGAGUACAAUUCCUCCAUGCAGAAUUAUCAUUAAAAGAGGAUUGGAGACCUUCUAAGCACGGGGUUGGCCAUAGACUUCAUAGAAGUGUCCUCCGUGACAGCAGUAAACACAUCUCAUACAAAAAUUUUGAUUAAUUAGACAAAAACCUCAAAUGAUCUAACAUAACAUAUUAUAGAGAUUUGUCAAAACUAUUGCUAGCAAAACGUAAAUGUACAAAAUGUCCCAUUUCGUGGCUGUUAUCAUUUCCUUGUGUCUUCUUAAAGAAGAGAACUGAAUAUAGAUUGGUUUACAAGGGAAA
Hyla sarda is the source of this 1656-nucleotide messenger RNA. RefSeq names its product vacuolar protein sorting 36 homolog (gene VPS36). NCBI's taxonomy places the organism in Eukaryota, Metazoa, Chordata, Amphibia, Anura, Hylidae. The transcript has 14 exons. The coding region runs from base 138 to 1292 and encodes 384 amino acids. Gene Ontology annotation, biological process: protein transport to vacuole involved in ubiquitin-dependent protein catabolic process via the multivesicular body sorting pathway. Gene Ontology annotation, molecular function: ubiquitin binding; phosphatidylinositol-3-phosphate binding. The record is from RefSeq and is a predicted model, not a curated record. Gene Ontology annotation, cellular component: ESCRT II complex; late endosome membrane.